AUGCAUAUUCCGUCAAUUGCGCUUCGUGAAAUUCCGUUGCAACGGGAGCAACUUCGAUUAAAAUUAUUCUAUGGGAACAAAAAAAUCACAACUUUCAAUGCCGAUCUCAUUUCUAAACAGGUUACAAAAUCGGGUUUUUCGUUGGUCUGGCAACCAACUGAAAAUUCAUCAACAGCAUCAAUUGUGAAAUUUCCAUUUGAGCGGCGUAAUGGAAAGGAUUUGUUGGUUGAAUUAGAGCUUUUCGAUAAAGUAUUCUUACAGAAGAAGGAUUUGAUCCGACUGACCGGACAUGCUUCACUUGAACAGCUGCUGCCAGCACUGGAUACAAAAAUAUCGCAAAAUAUUGCUCAGAUCACUGUCCGAAGUCGCGAAUCUGAUGGUAGUCAUACAGCAAAAGUCAACAUUACAACAACUUUGUCACUGAAUCGCGAAUUGCUUCUUAUUGCUGGUGAAUUUGUGCAGCAAGAACUGAUUCCGGAUAGUCGUUUAUGGUUUCUGUGCCAGUCGGCAUCGUUGAAUCGUGCAGCACUGCAGUCACAAGCGACCGUUCAUAUGGCUACGCACACGUUCGUUAUUUUUGUCAAAAUCUAUUGUGCUUUUUUAUGUGAAUGCAACCCAGACUGGAAUGCACCGGGCUGGCUGACGAGGGCAUGCCUUUUUGCGUUAAACUUGAAGUAA
Messenger RNA from Gongylonema pulchrum, 678 nucleotides. NCBI's taxonomy places the organism in Eukaryota, Metazoa, Nematoda, Chromadorea, Rhabditida, Gongylonematidae. The record is from the annotation of a GenBank genome assembly.